Messenger RNA from Mucor mucedo, 594 nucleotides. RefSeq names its product ricin B lectin domain-containing protein. Lineage: Eukaryota; Fungi; Mucoromycota; Mucoromycetes; Mucorales; Mucoraceae. Bases 1 to 594 code for a protein of 197 amino acids. The record is from RefSeq and is a predicted model, not a curated record. The transcript is spliced from 7 exons.
AUGGAUGUCUAUAUGGGUGAAACUACCGUCGACUCCAAUAUCAUUAUCUGGCCUCAGAAAGAGACUACCGCUUAUGACAAUGACAAUCAGCUUUGGCGCUCCGAAGAUGGUUUCUUGAUCAACAAGAAGUCUAAUUUAGUUAUGGAUAUCCGUGGUGGUGACCUUCAGUCUGAUAAAGCUAUUGUCCAGUAUGACCGUAAAAUGACCAUGGCCCAUAACCAAAGAUUCGGAUACCGCGAUGGUUAUAUUUACUGCUUAGCUGAUCCCCGUCUUGUUUUGGAUAUUAGAGGUGGUGGAAGCAAGGAAGGUACCAAGAUUAUCUUGUACAAGCGUAAGGAUGCUGAUAAUGAUAACCAACAAUGGGAACUUAUUCCUGUUCCCGGUCAAAAUCAACAACAUGGUCAACCCGACCAACAAAGCCAACAUAGCCACGGUAAUGUACCUUAUUACCCACAACCUGACCACCAGCAACAACAACAACAACAUCACCAACAUCAACAACAUGGUAAUGUUCCCUACUAUCCUCCACCUGCCGGUAUGGGUGGUUAUGGUCCUCCCGAUGAUCAAAACCCUACUUACGGUCGUCGCGAUUAA